UCCACUUCUAUAAAACGGUGCUUCGACGCAACCCAAAGUAUCCAUCAUCAUCUCUCUUUGCGUCACAAACACCCUCACACCGAUCUCUCUCUCUCUCUCUAACGGAGGUCAAAGGGUAACAAAGAACUUCGAUUCGUCAAAUUUCUCUCUCCGAUUCAGCCAUGGACACCGGUGGAAAAGUGAAGAAAGGCGCCGCAGGUAGAAAGGGAGGAGGCCCCAAGAAGAAGCCUGUCUCGAGGUCCGUGAAAGCCGGUCUGCAAUUCCCCGUUGGAAGAAUCGGCCGAUACUUGAAGAAGGGUAGAUAUUCUCAGCGUAUCGGAACCGGUGCCCCGGUUUACUUGGCCGCCGUUCUUGAGUACCUCGCUGCUGAGGUUCUGGAAUUGGCUGGAAAUGCGGCUCGUGACAACAAGAAGAACAGGAUAAUUCCACGGCACGUUUUGCUAGCUGUGAGAAACGACGAAGAGCUCGGAAAAUUGCUCGCCGGUGUGACCAUCGCUCACGGCGGUGUUCUUCCUAACAUCAACCCGGUUCUGUUGCCGAAGAAGACCGAGAAAGCCACCAAGGAGCCCAAGUCUCCCUCAAAGGCCACCAAGUCGCCAAAGAAGGCUUAGUUUCGCUUGUUUCCGCUUUGCUUCGUCAUCUUCAUUUGUAUGUACUUGGAGACUUUUUAGGGCUUUUUAGCUUUUGAUGUUUGUGUAGCCAUGAAAUGGAGAAAGAAAUGUUGGAAUGAUAUUGAAAGAUUUGUAAUCUCUAGAUGCCUUUGUUGUCCUUAUGUAGUGAGUUAUUUGUCAUGAAAUUAACGAAGGGAACGUCUUGUUUAUAUCUUGGCUUUCUUGUCAUUCAUUUUAAAGCUUACUUUGUUCACUUUA
Molecule: messenger RNA, 869 nt
Organism: Morus notabilis
Lineage: Eukaryota; Viridiplantae; Streptophyta; Magnoliopsida; Rosales; Moraceae
Product: histone H2A
Exons: 2
Coding region: 162-611 (149 amino acids)
Cellular component (GO): nucleosome
Molecular function (GO): protein heterodimerization activity; structural constituent of chromatin; DNA binding
Source: RefSeq, a predicted model, not a curated record